Messenger RNA from Amphiprion ocellaris (clown anemonefish), 4013 nucleotides. It is a transcript of the gene klc1b, whose product is annotated as kinesin light chain 1b. Bases 304 to 1947 code for a protein of 547 amino acids. NCBI's taxonomy places the organism in Eukaryota, Metazoa, Chordata, Actinopteri, Pomacentridae. Gene Ontology annotation, cellular component: cytoplasm; kinesin complex; membrane-bounded organelle. The record is from RefSeq and is a predicted model, not a curated record. Gene Ontology annotation, molecular function: kinesin binding. Gene Ontology annotation, biological process: microtubule-based movement. The transcript has 14 exons.
AAGCAGAGGGAAGGUCACCAUCGUCCUGCAGGCAGCUUCCAUCCUCCUCUCCCCGACAUCAGCAUUCAUCACUCUCAUCACUAUCCAGUUUCAUUUCCAUUUGCCUCCGUUUCACGCUGAAUGUUUCCUUUUUAUUUUAAAAAAGGAUCUGUUUGGAUUAGGACAGCAGUUUUAUGAUGCAGUUUGUUGACGUGUAGCGCUAUUGCUCGAGGAGGAGACGUUAUUUCAUCAGCUUUUCUCCGUGCCAAACUAUGAGGCUCUGAUCUGCCGCUGAACCCAAGGUUUCCUUGAGCUACAAAGAAGAUGUCCACCAUGGUGUAUCCACGGGAGGAGAAGCUCGAGAAGCUUUCUCAGGAGGAGAUCAUCUCUAACACAAAGCUGGUGAUCCAGGGUCUGGAGGCGCUGAAGAACGAGCACAACUCCAUCCUCCACAGCCUCCUGGAGACCAUCAAGUGCCUAAAGAAAGAUGAAGAGGCCAACCUGGUGCAUGAGAAGUCCAAUCUGCUCCGCAAGUCAGUGGAGAUGAUUGAACUGGGCCUGGGAGAAGCACAGGUGAUGAUGGCUCUGUCCAACCACCUGAAUGCGGUGGAGUCUGAGAAGCAGAAGCUGCGUGCCCAGGUGAGGAGGCUUUGCCAGGAAAACCAGUGGUUGCGAGACGAGCUGGCCAACACCCAGCAGAAGCUUCAGAAGAGCGAGCAGAACGUGGCCCAGCUGGAGGAGGAGAAAAAGCACCUGGAGUUCAUGAACCAGCUCAAAAAAUAUGAUGAAGAUGUCUCACCCACUCAGGAGGAGAAGGACAGAGAAACACCGAAGGACUCACUGGAUGACCUUUUCCCCAAUGACGAGGAGGAGCAUGGCCCAGGAAUGCAGCACCAACACAACAGUGCAGCUGUGGCUGCAGCCCAGCAGGGAGGCUACGAGAUCCCAGCCCGUCUGAGAACCCUGCACAACCUGGUGAUCCAGUAUGCCUCUCAGGGCAGGUACGAGGUGGCCGUGCCCCUCUGCAAGCAAGCUUUGGAGGACCUGGAGAAGACCUCUGGACAUGACCACCCUGAUGUGGCCACCAUGCUUAACAUUUUGGCCUUGGUCUAUAGGGACCAGAACAAAUACAAAGAAGCAGCACAUCUGCUCAAUGAUGCCCUAUCCAUCCGUGAGAAAACCCUGGGCAAAGACCAUCCUGCUGUCGCUGCCACGCUGAACAACUUGGCUGUGCUGUAUGGAAAGAGGGGGAAGUACAAGGAGGCUGAGCCGCUGUGUAAGAGGGCUCUGGAGAUCAGAGAAAAGGUGCUGGGGAAGGACCACCCAGAUGUGGCCAAGCAGCUGAACAACCUGGCCCUGCUCUGUCAGAACCAGGGCAAAUAUGAGGAGGUGGAAUAUUACUACUGCCGUGCUCUGGAGAUCUACGAGUGCAGGCUGGGCCCAGAUGAUCCCAAUGUGGCCAAAACCAAGAACAACCUGGCAUCCUGUUUCCUUAAACAGGGGAAAUACAAGGAGGCUGAGAUUCUGUACAAAGAGAUUCUGACUCGUGCUCAUGAGAAAGAGUUUGGAUCUGUUGAUGCUGAGAACAAGCCCAUCUGGAUGCAUGCAGAGGAAAGAGAGGAGAUGAGCAAGGGCAAGCACAGAGACAACACUCCAUACGGCGAGUACGGUGGCUGGUACAAGGCCUGCAAAGUCAACAGCCCUACAGUGAACACCACCUUGAGGAACCUUGGGGCUCUGUACCGCCGACAAGGCAAGCUGGAGGCUGCUGAGACCCUGGAGGAGUGCGCCGUGAGGUCUCGCAAGCAGGGCAUCGACCCCAUCCACCAGACACGUGUGGUGGAGAUCCUGAAAGAUACAGAGGGCGACAGGCGGAGGAGCAGGGACAGCCUGACCAGCGUUAAGUAUGAGAGCGGCUCUGAGACCGGCGAGGAAGUGAGUAUGGGCGUGGAGUGGAAUGGGGCCUAAGCCAUCAAGAUUAUUCCUCCAUCCUUCUCUCCUUCCCCAACACAAUAGCAAAUGGAUGUGUGUUGUCGUUCCCUCUGGCCUUCUCUGUCCCAGCAAACCAACAGCUCCUCUACCAUUCCUGGUGCCCCCUGCAGCAGAGACUCAGAAAGCCCCUUCCUGGUUGUCACCUCUGUCCCCUGUUCAACUGACAACUGCUGGGACGUUUGGUCUUCUCAUCUCUGCUCUGUUUUUUCCUCUCUCUUUCUUUCACCCUCUCUCUGUGAUUUCCUCUCACUAACCUAUGUCGUCCCCUAUGUAGGAUGUCAACUCUUUCUCUCAUUUAACAUUAAAAAAAACAGUCAUAGUGUGUGUAAUCUUUCCCUGUGAAGAAGUCACUUGCACAUUUUUCCUCUCUUCAACACCCAUUUGUAAUUUGUCAUGGGGCAUAGUAGAUUUAUUUGGCUCGUUAGAAGAGCAGGAGAGUAAUUUAUUGGAAGAAGGCAAAACAGAAAUGCUAGCAUCACCUUUGAUAGCAGCCUCGGCUCCAGACAUCACUCCAACCCAUAGUCAGAUAAAAAGCUACAAUCACUAUAGAAUCAGUGUGUGCAAAAUAAUUACUUUCCAGUUACUCUGCUUUGGUCUCACUCAGAAUUUGUUUGUUGACUUGAGCACUAUUAGCCACCAAGUGAAAGUUGACCUCAAAGCUAGCUUCCAACCUGGUGCCUGUAUUUAGCCAUGGUAGUAUCUUUUGUUUUGUUCAUUUUUUUUGGCCAUUUUUUUUGUUUGUUUAUUUAAUGUUUUUAACUAAUGCCUGCGAUCAAAUGCUAAAAACAGUUUUAAAAUGAAUGGUACUGUAUAGUUUAACAUGCUAGUUAAAUUUCUGCAGCCAAGUUGGUGAUAAAAGAGAAGGGAGUGUUGCCAUGUUUUGUUUUUAUAGAUAUAUUUCCUAUUAAUUUUUGUUUUGCACAAUAUUGUUUACAUUUUUUUUAAAUACUUUUGAUUUUUUUGUGGCUGAGUAUAAAGGUAGUAGUAUGUCAACAAUGCCAUUCUGUUGCCUGUUGUGAAAGAUCAGAAAGGCCAACAUGAGAUAGAGUAAAGCUGACAGCAAAUUGGUCAGAUCACAGCAAGCUCUUGUUGCCAUGGUAAUUUAUUUCCAAGUUGCUCUUACUGAGUUCAGUGUCCUUGGUUUGAUAGAGCGUCCACAAAGGCUCUGUGCUGCCACAGUAUGUACACAGUAGCUCACAUUUACAAAGGGAAUUGGCAGCACUGGCUGCUGCUGUAAAGCUAAUAUUACAGCAGAGACCAACUGGAGCAUCCAGCACAAAUACUCCCCACCUGAGAGAUUGCUUGAUAAUAAUAGGUUUUUAAAAAAUGGACGUAAAUGCCUAGAAUUGCCUUGUCCAGUUGGUGCAGGAGUAGAAGCUAGCAUUAUAACUCAGCAGAAGUCUGGAUUCCCCAGUAGUUUUCGUGUGUAUUUGUGUAUGUUUCGGUGGUACAGUCGCAGUGCCCACUCUGGCUAUGGAUACUGUAUUUUGAACACAAAGCUUAAUGGAGUGUGUUGCCUUUUUUCUUACACAGCUGUUUGCAAUUGUCACUUUGGUGAAUCAUGGUUUUUAGACACCAAAAGUACAGUGCGAGUUUUUCCUCAAGAUCAACAUGUUAUUUCAGAUGUUUAACUAACUGAAUGUAAAUGACUUUAACAUCUUGGAAAUGUAAUUGUAGGCUAUAUUUAUAGAUUCGACAAGUGCAUUCACUAUACGGCUUUUCAGUAUGCUACUUGCCUUGAUUCUUCAUUCCUUCCAACGAGUACACCUAUACUUCUAAUGCAACUCUGAACAAAAGAAUCGACUAUGUUCAUCACAUAAUUAUGGCAAUAUUGUUGUGUUAGUGGAAUGCUUAUUUAUUGAACUGUCUGUUCUUGACAUAUAUAGUGUGACUUCAGUUUCUUAAAGUGGAAGAACAUAAAUGGUAAGGUCUAUAGACACUAUCUUAGUAAGUAGGACUGCAUUAUAUUUACCAUUCUGCAUUGUGAAGAUUAUUGCAUCAACACUUGUUGGUAUUCUCAAAUAAAGUUUUUCAUUUGUGAA